AUGGGGGUGGACUACUACGCGAUUCUCUGUCUCACCAGGAGCGCCACCGACGCUGACAUCAAGAAACUGUACAGGAAGCUGUCUCUAAAGUAUCACCCAGAAAAAAACCCAGGAGACCAGGAUGCGGCCGAUAAGUUCAUGCAGGUUGCUGAGGCCUUCGAUGUCUUAUCAGAUCCUAGAAAACGUGCAGUCUAUGACCAGUUCGGUGAAGAGGGUCUCAAGAGAGGGGUGCCUGUCGGAAGCGGAGAAGCUGGUGCAUGGACUUAUGGGUACACAUUUCAUGGAAAUGCAGAGAAAGUCUUCAGAGAUUUCUUUGGCGGUGAUAAUCCAUUUCAAGACCCUCCCAUUGAGAGAGACUUGUAUCUGAGCCUGGAGGAGGUCUAUCAUGGCUGUACAAAGAAAAUGAAAAUUUCCAGAAGGGUCAUGAAUGAAGAUGGGCACACGUCAAGCAUCCGUGACAAAAUCCUGACCAUUGAUGUGAAGCGAGGCUGGAAGCCGGGGACAAAGAUUACAUUUACUCAAGAAGGUGACCAGGGUCCUAACAACAUACCUGCCGAUAUUGUGUUCAUUGUCAAGGACAAGCCACAUCCCAGAUUUCGACGUGAAGGUGCAAAUCUGAUCUUCACAGCAAAGUUGCCUCUGGGCCGGGCACUCACCGGCUGUACAGUUUCCAUUCACACACUGGAUGAGAAAAUUUUACACAUACCCAUCACUGACAUUGUCAA
Messenger RNA from Candidula unifasciata, 725 nucleotides. NCBI's taxonomy places the organism in Eukaryota, Metazoa, Mollusca, Gastropoda, Stylommatophora, Geomitridae. The record is from the annotation of a GenBank genome assembly.